Molecule: messenger RNA, 3921 nt
Organism: Sycon ciliatum
Lineage: Eukaryota; Metazoa; Porifera; Calcarea; Leucosolenida; Sycettidae
Exons: 12
Coding region: 82-3057 (991 amino acids)
Cellular component (GO): cytoplasm
Molecular function (GO): guanyl-nucleotide exchange factor activity
Source: RefSeq, a predicted model, not a curated record
ACAUCGACCAGGCACUCCACAAUAACGUCAUGCUCCUCUGAUGCAGAAUCAAUCACAUCGGAACGGCCUGGCUCCGGGCGCAUGCACUCCAGUUCCUGCGGCUCCACGCCGCAACCACCACCAUCGUUGACGACGGCGAUGGCAAAACCGGUGGCUGUACAUGCCGACGGCACAGUACGCAUGUCAGUGCAGCGUCUAUCGUCGUCAAGGCGACGGAAACGAGCCUUGUCGGCCAGCAGCUUCACCUCGACGAAGAUAGAUCAGAGGCUGGUAUCAUUACAGGAGAUCAUUACCAGUGAGAAGGAAUAUGUACAGGCGUUGAGAACAAUACAGACGGUGUAUGCAAACCCAAUGACCAGUCUCCGAAUACUCUCAGCUCAGGAGAGGAGUGUGAUCUUCCCGAGGCAGCUGCUGGCCAUCCAACACAAACACGAGCGCUUUCUCCAGUCACUAGAGACUAGCAGAGCCAACUGGUCAGCCAGCUCCAUGCUUGGAAACUCCUUCACCAUCCUGUCGAAUCAAGAAAAGCAAACCCACAGUCUACUCAACUGCUACCGUCUGUACUUGGAAAACUUCGCCGAUGCCAUGCAAGUGUUGAGCGACAAGAUUCGGGUGUCGGCGUGCGUGCGGGGAUUUAUCGAGGACGCAUCGUUGGCAACCGAUGACUCCACUGCCGCCCCAGGCCUGUCCAUGCUGCUGUUGUCUCCGAUCAAGAGACUGCCGCAAUAUAUUACCCAUCUGAAGGCCCUGCUGAAAAGCACGCCAGAAGGUCACCCGGACAAGAAGGCAUUCCUGCAGGCGGUCCAGGUGCUGAACAACGCCCUGCCCGCCAUGCAGGAUACCAUGCAGGCGUCCACCAAGCUAUUCGAUAGACUAGCACCGGACCAGUCCAGAGCUCUCAUGCAGGCAAAUGACUCAAUUCGCCAGUCACUGCGCUACUCCGCGCACGCUAAAGCAAGAGCUUCCCAACGUCGCUCUCGCCAGCGUUCAGUGGUUCGCAGCCGCUACUCUGAGCGUCCAGUGGAUGUUGAUGGUCUGGACAUGGCAGCACCAGGGCUGAAUAGUUUGUCGGCAAGAAGGCAAGCAAGCGGGGAACAGGAUGUCCCCGAAAAGCCUCAGCGUCGCAAGCCGAUUCGCAAAAUGUCACUCAAGUACAUGGUGAACAUUUGGCAACAGCGACAGCAGGGACAAGGAUCAGCGUCCUCCUCGUCCAGAUCGUCAGCCGAGUCCGGAUCUCACACCCGGACCAAGCGCAAUCGCCGCGGACUCAAGGGGCUCGGCCGUGCAAAGACGUUCUCGGCCGGCGAUCGGAAAAUAGCCGCUGGGCAUCGCAUGUCCAAAUCGUACUCGGCCGAUUCGCUUCAUAGCGACGAGUCAUCGUCAGACGACCCCAGGCCGUUGACCAGGAACGGCAAGAACGCCUUCCAAACGGGCAGCGUGUUUACGAUGCCCGGCCGAUAUGACAAACAGGCACGCCUGCCGCCACCCAGCUCCUCAUCAUCAUCCGUGGACUUAGCAAGUGACAGCAACAAUGGCGGCAAAGCAGGACGACAUCACUGCGACUCGCCCAAAGCGGGGUCGGCCAAGCACUCACAAUCGUCGGCACACGACAAGAAAAAGAAGGUUAAAUCAUCGGGCUCUUCCGAAGGUGGAUCCAAGCACGACUCACCCCACAGCCAUCUGAGCCAAGCCCGAGAACAGUCGGCCAAGCUGGCUUCGGAGCGGCUCAAGCUCACCAGCGACUCAUCACCAGCAGCCAGCACUCCCGCUACGACGGGUACAUCACCAUCGGAAAGAACGCAAGUAGACGACGCUGCCUCAAACAUCGCCAUCGCACGCAAUUCGAUGGAUGGCGGCCAAGUUCGACACAACCGCAGGAACAACAAUUCAUCCGGUGAUAACGCCUGCAGCAGAGGCAAGAGAGGCACUCCUGCAAAGCGCAAGGAAUGCCAGGAAUCCAUGGCAACGGAAAUCAUCGAUGACUGCGACAGGAUGACAAACGCCAUCAUCAACGAAUUCAGCAGACAAGAUCACGGCGGCUCCCCGCUACCAACAGCCAACAACACGAACAAUCACUUCCAGUCACCCCACCGCACGCGCCAGGUGGCCAUACGCGGCCCCAACAGGAAUACGCCAUCCGCGGGGAAUUCCCCCUAUCGCACGGCGGCGGGCACGCCGGGAAGGAAGCUUCCGUCGAUGAAACCGAACAUCCCGCCAGCACUGGCAACACCACCGGAUCGAUGUUCACUGGAUGGCGGCGGUGGUGGUGGUGGUGAUACAAACUCCACAUGCAGCAAGAACAGCGCCGCUACACCCACGCACGCCGCCAUCGCCAAGGUCAAAUCCGCACCUCACCCGCUCAAGAUCGCCGGCGCCGUGAGCAGCCUCCCGCAGUCGCCCCUCAGCAAGAAGAACUCCGUGGCAAGCUUCGGCGACGUGCCGCUUAUCGGAAACGGCGCCGUCAACCCGGUCACCGUCGUCGGUGGCAACGGUGAGCUGCCGCACGGCAUCGUCGGCACGCCAGUCACACUGCCCUCACCGGUCACCAGUGCCACUCACAUGCAGAGCAGCAGCACGGACGCACCACUAUCCGACAGUGUGUUCACGCCAUCGCCUCCGAUCAUACAGCACCAGCACGACGCUAACGGCUUUGGUCUCAGGUCGCCCGAGUUUCACGCCGCGGUCGCCGGCAAAUCGGCUCCCUCGUCGCUACGGCGACGCCGCGGCCUGACAGUUCCGCCAUCGCCGGCGGCGCUCGUCGCCCCCGCCAACCACGGCGCCAUGACAACGCCAAACAAAGACGCCAAACUGGCCUUGUUCUCGCUGCCGCAGCACCCGGACUUGUCGUCGCGCCACGCCCUGACCAACGGGCUGGCGAAGAAGCUCGCGCAGCCCGGAUUCUCCUAUGUUCCGUCUGCGUCCGGCCGAAACAUCCUGAUCGUCAAGGGACCGAAGAAGACGAAAACCGUUCCCUUCUUCAAGCUCAAGUUCUGGAAGAACCGUGGAGCAGGCGGAAACAGGAGACAAGAUCAAAACAACACGGAAAUUUCAGCGUAAUGGCAAGCUCAGUUUUCAGCAGAGCCGGCGAUGCUGAUCUGUAACCCGAUCUGGGAUAUUUCGCCUCUUUUCAGCUUUCGUCAUGCAUCGGCAGUACGACCUCAUCACUGGAACCAAGGACACUAAUAUCGUUCCAAACGAAUUACAGUACAGCCCCCCCCCCCCCCCCCACACACACACCACACUGGACUACAAUUACAUCAUCAAUUACGUCAUCAGCAUCAAAGCCCCCUUGGCACAUUGUAUUGCAAUUAUGGAUUACGUCAUCGGCAUCAAGCCUCACGAACGAUCAUUGACACACCUAAUCAUCACCCAAGGACGACUGGAGACCGCUAGAUAGACAGACAGGAUCGAAAACAAUACUCACAUAGUAUUAGUCUGUACUGAUCAAGGAAUGACCUUUACAGCAGCCACCCCGUCCCCAACCUUAAAGUAUACACGUGAGGUGGCACAGUUUAUUUCCUAUGACAUCGUCCUAUGUGCAAACUCUUGACCACGACCUAGCCUUGAGCCCGCACUAAGUUAUACAGUCAUUGAACACACACACACACACACACACACACACACACACACACACACACACACACACACACACACACACGCACUAUUGAACACACACACACACACACGCACGCACGCAUGCACACACACACGCACGCACGCACACACACAUACACACACAUAAUGGUGUAAAGUUAAAGAUUCCGCCACAGUAGAGCUAUCACACAUGCCUACAAAUCAUGCUCCAGACGUGCAGACGUUUUACUAUAAUAAUUAUUAUGACUGUAUUGUUACUGCCGCGUAUUCUCGACUGUUUGCGAGGCUGCUCAUUUUGCUGCAGGCUCUGAGCACACCCUGAGCACA